AUGUUACUUUUUUUUAUAGUAAUUGCUUUGUUUAAAAUUUUAAAUAUCAUUAUUGGAAAUGAUAUAUCAUUUAUUUAUAGCUAUGAAAGACAAAAAAGAAACGUCUAUAGACCUUCAUUGUUUAAUUGGAACUUUAGAGAUUCAAUUAAUAAAUGGAGAAAUAAUGAUAAAAUGCUUAAUAUUAGAAGAAAAAUGACUCCAGCCAAUUGGAGAAAAAAUAAUUCAUCUACGGUUAAAAAAGAACCAAGUAUUCCACAAAUUACCAAAGUCAGUUCUAAUUUAAAUCUUAAUAAAAAAAGAAAUAACAUAAUAUAUUAUGUUGAUUCUAAACUAAGGGUUGAAACUAUUCAAACAGCACUUAGUAGAAUUGAAAAAGAAACAUGUUUAAAAUUUAUAAGAACAAAAGAUUUUAAGAAAACUGAAAUAAAAUAUUUACCUGGUAGAUUUUUUGAAACAAUUUUUGAAAAAAAUCUUGAUAAUCCUUUUAAAAUAUAUGUUCCAUCCAAUUCACAACAUAUUGGAAAAAUUAUUCGAGAAACGAUGCAUGCAUUAGGUGUUGAAUAUGAACAUACUAGAAGUGAUAGAAAUAAUUUCAUAUCAGUAAUUAAAAGAAAUAUAAUUGCUAGUUAUAGAAAAUAUUUUGAAAUAUUUAAAGAAAAAUUUAAAAAAAAAUACAGUACUCCAUAUGACGUUAGAUCAAUUAUGCAUUAUGCAUCAUAUGAAUUUGCAAGCGGAAAACAAAAAGUUUUAAAUUGUAAAGAUAAAUUGUUGAAGGAAUCAAUGGGUAAAUCAAAUUAUCUUACUUUUAAUGAUGCCAAACAAUUAAAUGAAAAAUACUGUUCUUAUCCAAGUAUCCAAUAUCAAUCUUGUUAUUUUCAUGGAUAUCAAAAUCCGAAAUUUCCAAAUAAAUGUAAAUGUCUUCCAUUUCUUACUGGUAAUAGAUGUGAAACUUUUUUACCAAAUUCAAACCGUUGCACAAAACAUAACGUACGUGUUAUGGGCAGUAGAGUAGAAGUAUAUAACUUUAUUAUGGGACCAAAUUGUUCAUUCAUUAUUAGAGGAAGUUCAUCCAAAAAAAUUGCAGUGGAUAUAAAAUUUACUGAUAUGAAAUUUAAAUAUACAUCAUUAUGUAGUGAGGCAAAUAGUAUUGAAGUUAAAUAUAAAAAUGAUUUAUCCAUUAGUGGAGCUUUAGUGUGUCCAAAUGAUAAAAGUUUUCGAGUAGUAGCACAAAACAAUACUAUAGUAAUUGUAGGAAGUAAUUUUAAGCAAGAAACAGAGUUGAGUGUGGUAGCAAUAGAAGUAUAA
Strongyloides ratti is the source of this 1305-nucleotide messenger RNA. Its product is annotated as Astacin-like metalloendopeptidase. Lineage: Eukaryota; Metazoa; Nematoda; Chromadorea; Rhabditida; Strongyloididae. Gene Ontology annotation, molecular function: zinc ion binding; metalloendopeptidase activity. The record is from RefSeq and is a predicted model, not a curated record. Bases 1 to 1305 code for a protein of 434 amino acids. The transcript is spliced from 2 exons. Gene Ontology annotation, biological process: proteolysis.